ACGCAUCCCGACACAGCAAACAGAAAGGAAAACUGACAUAUUGGCGCCUCAAACAAGACGAUGACGACCACGACCGCCGCGGUCCACGCCGCCGCUACGAGGCGCCACCGCACGUCCGCAUCCGCAAGCAGCUCAUCGCUAUCGCCGAGAACCCCAUGCGGCCCUGGCACGAAGAGGUCCAGGCCAUCGCCACGCUCUUCACCGACAACUGGGACGACGAGCUUCUGCGGACCAACUUUGUCGACCUCGUCCUGCAGCUGGCCGUUGAACAGCCACUCAAGACGCCUUUCGUUGCUGCCGUGGUGCUUGUUGCGAACGGGAACCGCCCCGAGGUGGUGGAUAUGCUGCUGGAGAAGCUGGCCGGGCGGAUCGAGGAGACGAUCGGCAAGGGCGAGUGGAGGGACGUGAAGCUUUACCUGAAGCUUUUGGGGUGCUUGCAGGGGUGCCUAGAGGGGGAGGGCGUGUUUCCCGUGCUGGAGGAGCUGUUUUCGCGCGCGGUGGACUUGCAGACUGCUAGUUCCGAGGAUACAAUUGGCACCGAGAUUGUCAAAAUCAUCCUCCUGACUCUGCCGUAUGUCAUGAUAGCCGCGCCGGGGCAAUGGGCACAGAAGGCCGCGGACCUCAUGGAGAAGACGGAGAUCAUCGCGUCAGAACCGCAUACCCUGCAAACACUCAUUGAGCCAUACCAACUCGGGACAGGCGAAGAGAAUCCUCCGCAGUCGCAAAGCUUGAUUGGGCUGCUGCAGGCACAGAUGCAGAACGAGGCGAACAACGGCUGGGCGCUGCCCUGCCUGCCAAGGCCGUGGGAGUUUCCCCUGAAAGAGGUUGAGCAGCGGUCGAAGAUUGACGACGCUGCGAAGCAUGCCCUUCCUACCAUCACCAUCCCCCAAACGGUCGUUGCUGGGCCCCGGCCGCUGUUUCCAGAGAUCUACUUCUCGGUUUACGCAAACCAGGAUGUCGAGUCCGUGCCUCCCCUCGCCAACGCUGCCGCGUCUCUGAUUCGGGAUGUUCUGCUGGACACGAUCAACGUCCUCGACUUCAACCGCAACGUCACGGCGCGCCAUCUGAUUGACCUGGACUGCUACUUUGCUCCGCGGACGUUUGCUGCGAGAGCAACGCCGUUCGAUCGGUUGCGAGACAUUGAGCCGCCAAAGUCCACGUGGAAGCCAGAAGACGUGGCGGUUGAUGCCGUCUUUUCCCAGCUUCUCCAGCUGCCCAACCCAGAGCAUAAGCUUGUCUACUAUCACUCGGUCCUUACCGAGGCAUGCAAGCUCGCCCCUGCAGCGAUAGCGCCGAGCUUAGGGCGCGCCAUCCGCUUUCUUUACCGGAGUGCGCCUCUCAUGGACUUGGAGCUCUCCUACCGGUUCAUGGAUUGGUUCUCGCAUCAUCUGAGCAACUUCGGUUUCACAUGGAAGUGGACUGAAUGGGUGGAUGAUGUGUAUCUUCCGGAUGUACAUCCGCGUAAGACAUUCAUCGCAGGGGCGCUCGACAAGGAGAUCAGGCUCAGCUUUGCGCAGCGGAUCAAGAACACUCUGCCGGACCCGUACAAGGAGAUGAUCACCCCAGAGAAGGAGAAGGACACGCCAGAUUUCAAGUUUGCCAGUGACGACGCCCCCUUUGCAGCUGAAGGCCGUGAGAUUGCCGGCCUUCUCAAGCGCAAAGCUUCGGACGAAGAGAUCGACGCCGUUAUUCAGCGCAUCCAGUCACAGGCCAUCGACCGCGAGAUCGACGCGCUCGUGGCGAGCACCGACGUCUUCGUGACGUGCGUCCUGCACGUGGGCAGCAAGUCGCUUUCGCACGUACUCGCGGCCAUCGAGCGCACAAAGGAUCGCCUCGCCGACGCGGGUGCCGCCUCGGACGCCGCCCGCUCCCAAAUUAUCUCGGCCACCAUGGCCUACUGGUCCGCCCACCCGGGCGUCGCCCUCGUUAUCAUCGAGAAGCUCCUGAAUUAUAGCAUCCUGACGCCGGAAACUGUCAUCAACUGGGCCCUGGUGAGCCGCGCGGGGAAUACCCGCGGCGAGGCACUCGCCGCCGCGCACGUCUACGAGAUGGUGUUCAACACGGUCAUGAAGGUGACGGGCCGCGUACGCCAGCUUGUGGUGAAGCCUUCUUCUUCGCUUGCGUCAAACGUGGACGAGUCGGAGACGCGGGACCGCGAGAUUAAGGCCAUGCGGGCGCUUUUCGCCGCCAUUGAGGACGCGCUUGCGUCGUGGGCCACGGGGAGCAAGGACGAGAUGAUUGAGGCGAGUGACGGGGAGGGUAAUAGUGAGGGAGAGAGGAUGGUUCGGCAAUGGGGGCAGAGGUGGCUGCGAGUGUAUAGGCGGCGGGCGGCUAUCGAGGAGGCGUUUCUUGUCGAGGCUGAGAAGGAGCUGGCGAGGAGGGCCGAGGAGCAAGCGCGGAGCAGCGAGGCCGGGGUAGAAGUGGUGACUCGGAUGGAUGCUGACUGAGUUGCCGGGAAGGUCAUUAGAGGAUGAUACCUCCUAUGGUGUUGCCCUCGGUGAGUCUGCGAUUCAGUUGGCGGGUGCAUCUAUCUUUAGACGCCUACCAAUAAUCUGGGAAUAUAGGCGCUGUGCUUUAUGUAUGACUUUGUACUUUGGGCAGGAAGUAUGCGUUGACGGCGCAGAGUCUGGAGGUCGCCAUG
Molecule: messenger RNA, 2641 nt
Organism: Parathielavia appendiculata
Lineage: Eukaryota; Fungi; Ascomycota; Sordariomycetes; Sordariales; Chaetomiaceae
Exons: 3
Coding region: 156-2447 (763 amino acids)
Biological process (GO): mRNA export from nucleus; nuclear-transcribed mRNA catabolic process, nonsense-mediated decay
Cellular component (GO): nucleus; nuclear cap binding complex
Molecular function (GO): mRNA binding; RNA cap binding
Source: RefSeq, a predicted model, not a curated record